AUGGCGGAACGUAUCCCCAAACGGCUCGAUUAUCUUCGACCGAUCGACAUUUCUCUUCCCCUCUUCAAGGAUUCCCUCAAUGAUGCCAACAGUGACAUACAAAGUAAUUCCAUCCUCGUCAAGACUUUAGAAUUCCUCAACGUCGAAAUCCGGCCCUUUGAUGAAAGCCCUUUGUUGAAGGGGAAUUUGGCACUGACGUCCGAGAAUCAUGCUGUCCCAGAGCACUGGUUCUGCCUGUAUAAAAAUCGAGAUCAGGGACUUGGGCCCACAUGGAGCUGUAUAUUGCAUACAUAUAUAUAG
Molecule: messenger RNA, 300 nt
Organism: Striga asiatica
Lineage: Eukaryota; Viridiplantae; Streptophyta; Magnoliopsida; Lamiales; Orobanchaceae
Source: the annotation of a GenBank genome assembly